Messenger RNA from Anguilla rostrata (American eel), 3807 nucleotides. RefSeq names its product cholinergic receptor, nicotinic, alpha 8 (gene chrna8). Lineage: Eukaryota; Metazoa; Chordata; Actinopteri; Anguilliformes; Anguillidae. The record is from RefSeq and is a predicted model, not a curated record. Bases 1071 to 2582 code for a protein of 503 amino acids. Gene Ontology annotation, biological process: regulation of membrane potential; synaptic transmission, cholinergic; nervous system process. The transcript is spliced from 11 exons. Gene Ontology annotation, cellular component: postsynaptic membrane; acetylcholine-gated channel complex; synapse. Gene Ontology annotation, molecular function: acetylcholine-gated monoatomic cation-selective channel activity; acetylcholine receptor activity; acetylcholine binding.
UUUGACCUGUCUUCAUAGGAGAACAUUUUUUAGUUCUUUAUGUUGUCACAGACGAGCCUUUUGGAACCUUCUCUCCCCUGAGAGUGUACUAUAACAUCAGUGAAACAUUAGCUAACAACUUUGCUGUUCCGUUUUUUAUUUUAUUUCACUUUAUUUUAUUUUACCAAACACAGUCGUGACCCCAAACUGCAGCCCUAUAAGACUGUGAUAGCGGGAAAAAACGUGCAGUCGCGACACUUAAAGCCGCGUGCUCCGCGCGGCUGUAUGUUUGCAAAAAUGCCGAGAGACGUUUGUGCCGACCUCGUGAAUGUGCUUCCUCCUCAACCGGUCAGUGAAUGCUCGGCACCCCUGACAGAGAAUGGGAAUUGUCAGUCUCAAUGUUUCUCAAGGAGAAGUGUGCUGUUGCAGCGGUCCCUGUGAAUUUAGAAUCCAGGCGUGCAGUAAACCGGAUGGCAGCACUGCAUAAACCAGGGAACCCCAACGCUGGUUUGGGAUAGCCACAGGUUAUAUUGUCCCCCCCUUCCCCCAGGCAGUUACUUGAUCAGUUAAAGUAUUUGAUCGACAUAAAUUCACCUGUCUUCUUAUUUGCGAACUCCUUGCUGCUUUAAGGUUAAAAAAUGUUUCUGCAAUUUCCAGUUUGAAUUAUCUAAUUACUGGCACGUUUUAGCGGGGUGAUCGUUUUGUCCUACUCAUCCGGGUUUUUUUUAUUCACGAAGUAACUUUGAAACAGUCACCCGCGUUGCAUGAGACGCAUACCUGGAAGACUUCCACACACACGGGCAUAAACUACAUCACUUCGCGGAAGCACAGACAUUCCAUGACUGGCGUCUACCGUAAGCGCGUUCGAGUGCAGACGCCGGUCAUAACCGGAAUAGUAAUAUGCACGCGCAUUAAAAAAAAAACAUUCGAGAGUAUCGCAAUGCCAUCGGAGGACUAAUAUACAGGUAAACCGGACUUGUUUCAAGUUACUGCUUGAAGCGUCAAGUUGGACGUGAACGGGAAAACCAAUACUCCAAUUUGCCAAUUUGCACACGACGAUACGGCGGAUUCCUUUUACUGAAGGGGAAAAGAUGCAGCAUCGGAAGUUCUGGGGAUUUUCUUACAUUGGAUUCUAUGUGUGGACGUCGCUUCUCUUCAAAGGCUCUCUCCAGGGGGAGUACCAGCGGAAGCUGUACAACGACCUGCUGAAGAACUACAACCGGCUGGAGAGGCCGGUCCUGAACGACUCGGCGCCCCUGCUGGUGGAGCUGGGUUUGACGCUGCUGCAGAUCAUCGAUGUGGAUGAAAAGAACCAGGUCCUGAUGACUAAUGCUUGGUUGCAGCUGCACUGGACCGACAUUUACCUCAACUGGAAUCCGGACAACUAUCCAGGUGUACAAAACCUGCGCUUCCCCUCCAAUCAGAUCUGGGUGCCUGACAUUCUGCUCUACAACAGCGCCGAUGAAAGAUUCGAUGCCACCUUCCACACCAACGUCCUGGUGAACUCCUCAGGGGCAUGCCAAUAUAUACCACCAGGGAUUCUGAAGAGCACGUGCUACAUCGACGUGCGCUGGUUCCCCUUUGAUGUGCAGAAGUGUGACCUGAAGUUCGGCUCCUGGACGCACAGCGGCUGGCUGCUGGACCUGCAGAUGCUCAACGUGGACAUCUCCACCUACAUCCCCAACGGGGAGUGGGACCUCGUGGCGGUCCCGGGUAAGAGGAACGAGCUGUAUUAUGAGUGCUGUAAGGAGCCGUACCCGGAUGUGACCUUCACGGUGACCAUGCGCAGACGCACGCUGUACUACGGCCUGAACCUGCUCAUCCCCUGCGUGCUCAUCUCCGGCCUCGCCCUGCUCGUCUUCCUGCUCCCCGCCGACUCCGGAGAGAAGAUCUCUCUGGGGAUCACGGUGCUCCUGUCUCUCACGGUCUUCAUGCUGCUGGUGGCUGAGAUCAUGCCGGCGACUUCAGACUCCGUACCGCUCAUCGCUCAGUAUUUCGCCAGCACCAUGAUGAUCGUGGGCCUCUCUGUGGUGGUCACCGUCCUGGUGCUCCAGUUCCACCAUCACGACCCCCACGGGGGCAAGAUGCCAAAGUGGAUUCGGGUGGUCCUGCUCAACUGGUGCGCCUGGUUCCUCAGGAUGAAGAAGCCGGGGGAGGACCGCAAGCUGAUUGGCUACAAGUACAGCCACGCCCCCCAGCACCACUCCAGCGCCAGCAGCAUCCAGCUGAACGCGGUGGCGGCCCAGCCGGCCAACACCAACGGCAACAUGAACGCGUACUUCGGCUACCACGCCAUGGAGAGCGCCUGCGGCCGCCCCCCCGCCACCGGGCCGCCGCUGGACGACCGGGAGCGCCCGCGGACGCCGCUGGCCGCCGGGCACAUCCCCGAGAUCGCGCGCAUCCUGGAGGAGGUGCAAUACAUCGCGCGGCGUUUCCGCGAGCAGGACGAGGCCGAGGCCGUGUGCAGCGAGUGGAAGUUCGCCGCCGCCGUGGUGGACCGCCUCUGCCUCGUGGCCUUCUCGCUCUUCUCCAUCAUCUGCACCUUCACCAUCCUCAUGUCCGCGCCCAACUUCAUCGAGGCCGUCUCCAAGGACUUCACAUAGAGCCUCCCGAAACGAAAUUAAAAAUAAAAACUAAGGGAAGGUAAGCAAACUGACAACAAAGGCUUACAGACAACAGAAACCCGAUUACGUUUUGUCUAUUGAGAAAAAUAAGUAUUGUAAAAUUAUGAAAAUAUUGAAUAAUCUUUAAAAAAAAGAAAACCUGCUAUAUUUUGAAAAUAUGUCCUGGCCCCAUCUUCCCCAGUGGCUCACUGAUUUUGAUAAAUUCCUCUUGUGUGGCGUCUGGGCAAAUUUGGAACGGUUCUUUGCACAGUUGAUGCUGUUUUUGGGGGAUCUCAUAAAGGGGGUCCUCGGCCUGGAGAUUCUGCUCCCUGGAGACACGCCCGCUCAGCCCUUUAUGACAUAGCCCUUCUGCCCACGGUGGAUUGCCAUCCCUAAGGAGACGUUUCACUGUGAACUUCAAGCUUUCCAUCUUGGAUCAGACUCUCUGUCCAUUACGCUUACAGGCUGAUAAUCUCUCUGGCGUUCUAAUCAAACCAUCUGCGCUCUAGUGAGAUUUCUCUGCUGGUCACUUGUUGCUCUAAUGAUAAAUAAUCGAAUGCUGCCCUUUUGCCAUUCGCAAUGAAGACAUUUCUUACUGAAGGCAGUUGGACUUUUGGGACAUAUUCAGUAUUUUCUCUUUUAUUUUGGGGUGAGAAUGACCCAAUCACAAACCGAUGGGAUUAAUUCUCCUCGCAAGAUUUCUGGGUCACACUCGCUCAUCCUGGCACUAAAAGUGCGGCCUGUCACUCAGGAAGAAAACCGAGACCAGAGGAUACAGGAAAAAAGUGGCAGACACAAACACCUUCAUAACAACACGCAGAAUUCAUAACUCAUGCUGGAUUUAUGUGGAACUUCUCUCAGUGAAUGAGGAAUGGAAGGACUGAGGGGUUGCGGGGGGCGGCGGUGGGGCGGGGAUCAUUAUGAAUUAUUGAACAUGAAGUGGAACUGAACACGACUGAAUGGAGGCGUGAAUUUCACAUGGAUUUAGCUCAACUGUAAAUAGAGAGUACACUGUGGUUCUGAUGGUGGGGAAGCUGUGGUUCUGAUGGUGGGGAAGCUGUGGUUCUGAUGGUGGUACUCUGGUUCUGAUGGUGGUAGCUGUGGUCAUGAUGGUGGAUUCUGUGGUUCUGAUAGUGCGGAUGCUGUAGUUCUGAUGGUGGUACUCUGGUUCUGAUGGUGGUAUGCUGUGGUCAUGAUGGGGGAUGCUGUGGUUCUGAUGGGGGAG